Messenger RNA from Carassius carassius (crucian carp), 2857 nucleotides. RefSeq lists its product as uncharacterized. The transcript has 14 exons. The record is from RefSeq and is a predicted model, not a curated record. NCBI's taxonomy places the organism in Eukaryota, Metazoa, Chordata, Actinopteri, Cypriniformes, Cyprinidae. The coding region runs from base 184 to 2499 and encodes 771 amino acids.
CGAGGGCUAAGGAAGCGGCCUAAACGGGGGGAAAAAAUUAUUUAACCAUUUUUACAUUUUAGUACGCGUUUUUUGUUUUUUACUUUUCAAAAAAAAUUAAUGUUCGUGCAUAAUAGCUCAUAUCGCUUAUUCGCUAAUAUUUCGUUGAUUCUCUCGGGCGAGGCUUUACAGUAGUUUGGCGAGAUGGCUGAUUUAUUGACAGUGUACGACGACGAUGAGAAGUCCUACGCCUUCAUUGACUGCAGGAUCUGCGAUAAAAGAAUACGGGGCGAAACCCAGUACAAAAUACACGUGACCACAUUACAACACUUGAAGAAAGAGGACACCCUAGUUUCACAAGGAGAGAUUCCGAGACAACCUCCACUGCCAGAAUGGACAGACAUCAGAGAAUAUUUGGAAUACCUGAAUCUUGAGGAGCCCAUUAUUGGUCUCAACUCCUUGAUACAGGUUCCAGAUCAUGUUGCUGACGAUGGCAAAACUGUGUUAAAGUACAAGUGCCGAAUGUGUGUUGUGGAGAUGGACCUUUAUAGCAUGGUGGCCCAUAUCAUUGGACGCAAACACAGACAAAAAUACCUGGAGCUUAAAAGACCUGACUUGGUGACAUGGCAAGACAACAAUCAGAAACAACCGGGUCUUGUUGCCAGAGCCAAAGCUGCAGUAGUUGAAAAGCAGGAGGGAUGGGGAAAGCCAGUGGCACUCAGAAGACCAGAAGAGAAAAUCAGAAAUGUUUUCCAAGCAGGAAGUGAAUUUAGGGCCAGUGAUCCCUAUGGACAAGACCCUUUCCCUGAACAGGUUCAAAAACAGACAUACUUAGAUGAAGAGCUACAUGAAAGACCCUAUUAUACUAGCGAUAAGUAUGACCAGUACAAUAGACCUAAUCCAAGUCAUGGAAUCCCCCAACAAUUCUAUACAGAAGAAAACCGACAUCAAAAACCUUACGAAGAUGCUGACAUUCGAAGAGGACUCUCACAAGGUGAUGAUUAUCCUGAAAGAGAAAUGCAUAUUAGUCCCUAUGAUGACCAGGGUAGACGGAGACUUCGUGAAGACUAUGAAAGAGAAAGUCUCGGUGGAGGACCGUUCUCUGGAGGAAAAAUAAACCGAUUUAAUGACAAAGACCUCCGAAUCCGCCCUGAAGCAUCAGAAUAUCAGAAAGAGCAAAUGCAAGGUAGGCAGAAUGUAGAUUAUGAAGAGAGAAAUCCUGCCAUGAAUCCCAUGUCAAUGCAUGGAAGAAGCUUUAAUGAGGAGAAAAGAGGGACUGUCAGAGAAAUGCACAGUAGGACUUGGGGCAAAGCUAAGGUACAAGGUUACCCCCCUAUGUUUCAACCCAGAGAUCCAAGAGCAUAUUCACAAGAAGAGACUCCAGCUAAAAAGAAAAAGAAGAGCAGAUUCUCUGAUGCAACCGCAGAGGAAGUGGCACUCGCACAUACAAGACAUUCAAAUAAAUCCUUCCCCAAAGAGAAACCAAGAGGAGCGCCGUUUCGAGCAAAUCCUUCGUCUUUAAAUAAACAAUUUGUGGAUUCUGGAAGUACAUCCCAUCUUAAUCCAAAACAUGAAAACGUUCUGGACAUACUUAGUGACAUCAAGAUUGAUAAUAUGGAUGACGCCAGAUUUCUUAAAGAAAAGCUGUGCACAGUUUUGAAAGAGUUCCAAGAGAACAAAUCCAGAAGUGCUGUGGGCCAUACUUCACAACCUGUCAGUGAUCACAGAGGAGUAAAGCAGACAGACCAGCGCAGAGAUGCAUAUAAAAACCCAAGGGAUGAUCCGGAUGGCAUGCAUUUAGAAAAGAGAGGUUUCCAAGAUGCCAGACGAUAUGAAGACGGUCCCAGAAGUUUCCAAGAAUCCAGACAAUAUGGAGAUGACCCUAGAAUGUUUCGAGAGGUCCGACAAAUUAGGGAUGACCCCAGAGGUCUUAGAGAGACCAGACGUAAUGAAGAUGAUUACAAGGAGUCAAAACGAUUUGACGGCUAUCCCAGUGGCCUUCAAGAAGCAAGGCCGUAUGCCAAUGAUCCCAGAGGAUUUAAAAAAAUUAUGCUACAAGAGACCACACAAGAUCUUCAAGAGAGGAGACAUUAUGAUGAAGAUCCUAGAAAACAGGAACAACAUUUCGAAGAAUAUUCAAGAGCAGAUGCUCCAAGGAGCACUCAGGAGACAAGAUAUUAUGAUGGUGAUUACAGAGGCUUGGGAAAUUUGGAUCCUGAAAGAAAUUGGGAGCAUCAGAGAGCUCGUUCAUUAGAGCGUUUUGAUAACAGGGGCCCAGCAGAUAUUGAGAGAGGGUUUCAAGAGAGCUUUGGCAAGCCUCCCGUUCACUUCCAACCAACCUCUCUACAAGAAGAAGCCAGGAUGUAUGCUGGGAGAGCACAGCAGAGGUCUCAUCAGAAUCACCAUGAGCCAGGCGAUGAACCCUAUGACCCGUUCCACCCAUCAUCCUCGCCACCUCCAGAAGCGUCCAGUCUUGACAAGAUUGCAUCAACUCUUCUGGAGCUUGUGGCUCGUAGAUGAAGUUAGGCUGAUGAGUCAGUUCAUAAUAUAAGAUGGUUAUAGCUUAACUGUAGUCUACAGUGAUUCAUCACCUUUAUGUAAAUUCAUAUAAAAUCUUUCAGUAUAUGUUAUACUGUUUUCAUCCGCCCAUAUCACUUAUCCUCGCAGAGGGCUGGAGGUUAUCCCAGCAUCUCGGGCCACAGCCAGGGAAAUACUCUGAAUGGAUAGGCAGUCAUCACACAUACAUUCAUACUGUUUUCAAUUAAUACCUAAAUAGUCACUGCUUCACAUUAUGUCAAGAUCUAUCCUGCUUGCUAUUGUCUUUUUUUGUUUGGUUUGUGUACUAAGGAAUUGUAAUGGGUUUUGUUCAAAUGGUUUA